Penicillium salamii is the source of this 2601-nucleotide messenger RNA. Lineage: Eukaryota; Fungi; Ascomycota; Eurotiomycetes; Eurotiales; Aspergillaceae. The record is from the annotation of a GenBank genome assembly.
AUGUCGAAGCUCACCAAGGUCAACCAUGCGGCUGGCAUCUUUGCUGAUAUCUCCGUUGAUGGCCCGAUCAUUGGAACCCUGGUCGCCAUUAUCGACCGGGCCAAGAACCUCCCCAACCGAAAAACCAUGGGCAAACAGAACCCAUACGCUGCAGCACGGCUAGGAAAGGAAGCAAAGAAAACACAAACGGAUUUGAGAGGAGGACAGACCCCCAGAUGGGACUCGGAACUUCGCUUUACUGUGCACGAGUCACCCGAUUACUAUAAGCUCAAAGUCUCCGUGUUCAAUGACGAUAAGAAGACCGACAUGAUUGGCGAGACCUGGGUCGAUCUACAGAACCUGAUCAUUGCCGGUGGAAGUCAGAAUGACCACUGGCACCCAUUGCAGUGCCGUGGAAAAUAUGCAGGAGAGAUCCGGAUUGAGAUGACUUACUAUGACACCCGGCAGCAAGAUGAAGCUAUAAUUGAACGCAGACAAGAAGCAGCAGACAGAGUUCAAGGAAAGAUCCCAAGCACUCCAAGCGCCACAGGCUUGUCUGGCCCCCGACAGCUCAAGGACGUUAAACGACGACCAUUGCCAAGUGGUCCUGCUGGAGCACCGCCACCACCGAGGCCAGCUGUACUUGAACAAACUCAUUCAGCUCCUCCGCUUCAUCACCCGGCUCCAUCGCGCCCCGCCAUUCCCGAGCAUUUGAACUCCGUUUCAAGUGCUCCUGAGCCUAUCGUCCACCCAAUGAGGCAAUCAGAGCCUGUGUAUGACGCGUCGGCAUAUCGCGCGCCUUCCCCUGCACCUCCCCCUUCUCGAGGUGGAUAUGAUGGCGCCGAAGCUUAUGCACCAGAAUGGGAAAAUCCGGCUGUCGCCCCUCUCCGCAGACCAAAUACCCAUGAAGUGCCAUACGCCCCUCAGGAAGUAGUUCAAGCAACAUAUGACACGCGUCCACUACAGCCUCGAAGCCAGUCCGAUUAUGAUCAACCACCUUCCCGAGACUAUCGAAUGGCCCGGGAACAGACGUAUGAGCCGGAUCCUCGAGAGGUGAUGUAUCAUUCUGGACACCAAGACCCGUAUAUUCAACCCGAACAGCCCAGAUACAGCGCAGAUCACAUGUCCUAUGGUGCCCCGCCCACGCGUGAACUGCCACCAUCGGAAUACAUGGUGGAUCCUGCGCACGACACAAUAGAUGAUAUGAGGUAUCGUCAGCGUGGUGCCCGGCCCCUGCAACUCACCGCCCGUCCCCAUGAUUGGCAUCCAGAGUACGCCGGGAUGCAGCCACGAGUAGAGGAUGAAGACGACGAUCUGGCGCCGCCCCCACCACCGGCACAUCGAUCACGAAGGGCAAACUCCCAGUUGCCUACCCCAAACACAUCACCCAGCCCAUAUGCUUCCUACACGCCUCGAUCUGCACCCCGCUCCCCAGCCGCCCAUAUCCCAUCAAGCAUGUCAACACCGUCCCGUAGCCGCUACCAGGAGCCUGCUUCUACAAGAGGCUCGCCUGCCGUUCCCGCUAGCCUUGUCGCCGGGUAUGAAACCGAAGACUCGUCGGAAAGGGCAGCCUUCGAGAGGUCGGCACGCAGGCCUAGCAACCCUUGGGAUGAUGAGAUGAUGUUUACCGACGCUCCUGCGCCAGUUCCUGUUGCAGCACCUGCUCACUAUGACGCGCCUGUCUACCCAUUGCGAACAUCUCCGCGUCCCGCCAUUGACCAAAGACCUGUAUCUAGCAGAGGCGUGAGUCCUGAUACGAGGGCUGUUACUCGCAAAUCAGUCAGCGUCAGCCCACGGCCUUCUUCCUCUGAUGGCCGCGGUGGCUCAUCCGUCCCAUUCUCUCCCGAUUCAUACGCCUCUCUGAAUCCUCAUACAUCCCGACCCUCCAGCAGGGAUCCUUCACCGAUGUAUGACACGCCCUCUCAGGCUAGAGAUGCUGUUGUGCGCGGCAAGACUGAACCCAGACGUGAUGCGGACCAACCAAUCAUUGGAGACGAUGGGCGUGAGAUCGAUCCCUCUGACCAUUUGCCCACCGAUACAUGGGCACCCGAACCGGAAAGGAAGAACCGCAAGCCAGAGGUCAUCAUUCGCUUCAAGCACUCGCCUCGGCCAACAUCUCGAGGCAAUGACGCUCCUGCUCCUGCUCCUCGUUCAUCCGGUCCGCCUCGUGUAGGAUUCAGUCCUCACACCACCACCUACCCCGCGGAUCGCCAGAUCAAAUACACACCCACACAUCACGCAAAUCCUGGGGCAGUCGUUCGGACUCCUCCUCGAGCUGACUACUCUCGUGGACGUUCCGACAGCUAUCAAAGUCGAGGCUACAGCACACCCACUUCGACUGACCGCCCACGCUCCUCUAGAGGCUCCGUCUCGCCGACUCCCAGCGCCCGGUCCCCACUUUAUGACUAUAACACUGGCCCACCGAUCCCCAGCAAAGUUCCCAUCUCUGGUGGUAGCCCCAGCUAUCCCGUAAUGUCUGGAAACCCCAACAUGGGUCGCAUGGAUGCUCUGAGCAGAGAGCUCAGCACUAUCGACAUCGGCUCUGCCGGAUGCAGCCCUGGUCGCGGCGCCAUGCGAAAAUACAUCCCUCGUGCACCUGCAUCGAUGGGAUACGCUAGUUAA